AUUAAUAGCGUCGUCCCUAAGGCCCAUUUCUUCGCGUUUCGUCUCCCAAGCAGAUACUCUGACUGCGAAGCUGAAACCAAGCAAUCCCUUGGCUUACUGGGCAAAAUGCACCAACGUCCAACCAAGAGCUCGAAAAUCAGAAGCUUUUAUUUACCUGCUUAACCCAUCCUACACACUUUCUUGGUCAAUUCAUGGCUUUCUUUGCGCCUUCAACGUCACAGGCUUUCGUUUCCUUCCCGUGAAACCCCAAUUCCCUCUUGCUCCCUGAGGCUCUGAUGUGCGUGAGUUCUGGUAAUCUAUUUCAAUUUCCAUCUAUACAGGCUUUACCGAGGAAAGAUGCAGCUCGAUCUGGAAUCAUUGUCAGAGGCAACUUCUGGUGCCAUUGGAUCCCUUGUUAGCACCACCGUCUUGUACCCUCUAGAUACUUGCAAGACCAAGUAUCAAGCUGAAGUUCAGGCUAAACAACAGCGAAGAUACAGGAAUAUUUCUGAUGUUUUAUGGGAAGCAAUUUCUACUCGUCAGGCACUUUCAUUGUAUCAAGGGCUUGGGAUAAAGAACGUCCAAUCCUUCAUUUCGUCAUUUCUUUAUUUCUAUGGAUACAGCUACUUUAGGAGGCUAUACUUGGAGAAAACUGGAAGGAAGACCAUUGGAACGAAAGCAAACUUGCUUGUUGCUACCGCAGCUGGGGUCUGUACAAUAGUCGUAACACAGCCCUUAGAUACGGCAGCCUCAAGGAUGCAGACUAGCGAAUUUGGAAAAUCCAAGGGAUUUUGGAAGACCCUAUCAGAGGGUACAUGCAGUGAGGCGUUUGAUGGCCUUGGGAUAUCUCUUCUUUUAACAUCAAACCCGUCUAUUCAGUAUACGGCAUUUGAUCAACUGAAACAGAGACUACUAAAGGGAAAGAUGAACAAGAAAAUAGGUACAAAGUCAUCCCCGGAAGCUCUUUCUGCCUUUUGUGCUUUCAUGCUGGGUGCAGUCUCAAAAUGUGCUGCCACGUGUCUAACCUACCCAGCUAUCAGGUGUAAGGUUAUGAUUCAAUCGGCUGAGUCAGAUGAUAAUCAAAGUACACAAGCUGAGCGAAAAGCACAACGAACAAUCUCAGGUGCACUCUGUACUAUUUGGAGAAGAGAAGGCCUGCUGGGGUUUUUCAAUGGAUUGCAAGCGCAGAUAUUGAAAACUGUUCUGAGUGCAGCGCUACUUCUGAUGGUAAAGGAAAAGAUCACGAAGACGUCAUGGAUUUUGAUGCACAUGAUUGGCAGGUAUCUGUCUGCUCCUCCCAAAGCAAAGGAAGCUUGAGUUAGCGAUAAGUACUUUACCAAUCAAAUUCUCCGAUGCUACAUGGUUGUCUCCUAUGGAGGAAAACUGGUUCUUCAUUAGGAGUCAAUGUCAGCUUGUGAUGGGCCAUGGACCUCCCACGUUAAGCAGUGCAAUGAAAUGCCAAAUCUGCAGUCUUUGCAGCUAAUCAGGUUACUGAUGAUAUAUAUAUAUAUAUAUAUAUAUAUUUUGAGCAUCGACAAUAUAUGUUAUGGAUUUUCUAUCAUGGCUGGAUUCCCUCUGAUGCAUCUUUUGGGAAAGAUUUCAUGAUGACCUAUUCUCGAAGUUCAUAGCAUAUUUUGGCCAAUAAAAAUAAGUUCCUAGUUUA
Molecule: messenger RNA, 1642 nt
Organism: Prosopis cineraria
Lineage: Eukaryota; Viridiplantae; Streptophyta; Magnoliopsida; Fabales; Fabaceae
Product: peroxisomal adenine nucleotide carrier 1-like
Exons: 5
Coding region: 337-1296 (319 amino acids)
Biological process (GO): peroxisome organization; ADP transport; fatty acid beta-oxidation
Cellular component (GO): peroxisomal membrane
Molecular function (GO): ADP transmembrane transporter activity; ATP transmembrane transporter activity
Source: RefSeq, a predicted model, not a curated record